GCACCGACCGACCAACCAAGCCAAGGGUUGAAUCACUCUCUCAACUCUCAGUAGCCCCGUAUACCCAGCACUAAGUGAGUCAGUUGUUGCGCUGAAAUAAAUCGGCCCAUGUGUUGCUAUUGUAUUCGCCACAGAAAAAGAGGAAUUUGUCAUUUACCAUCGCUGACUUGUGAGGGAACAACUAUAUGGUGUAGAGUGUAAUUCGUUUCACGUCUGGCAACAGUGCUUGGUGACAUACCAAAUAUGUGAGUGGCUUUAGAAGCAAGUCUUUCUCUCUGACUCACAUGUUGCAAUAAAGCAAGUGGAUUGCUCAUGAUGUUUGUGCAUAGGGCUACUUGAGGAGCUGCCUCAGCGAUGCUCUGAGAAAAUCAUUCAGUGUUAAGUGGAGAAAAAUACCGUUAGAUUUCUGCCCUUUAUCGCUCCGAGAUAUCUGGAAAGGAUUAUAGACUUGCAGCACUUUAUUUUAUAAGGGUCACCACGUAACAAAAGAAGAAUAUUGGCUACUUUGUAAAGACCAGUUGGGCCAGGCAGGCUCCCAACUUUAGUGGUCAAGUCCUGCUUGUGUUUGAUUUUACAAAACGGUCCUGUGGCCAAUAAAUUGUAUAUUUGGAAGUCAUGGGAGAAGUGGAUAAACCGUUUGGAUGUCCUCAGCCUGGCUGCGGAAUGAGUUUUACCAAUGAAGAUCAUUUAAUGGUGCAUCGCCGGCGUCAUGAAAUGCAACUCAUGGUAAAUGGGGACCAUCAGACACCAUCUCUAGUCAAACAUGGAUUUAUCAUUGACCAGACCCCAACCCCAACAAGAUUCCUACGUCAGUGUGAGGAAGUAGGACUGUUCCAAGAGAUUAGCCUUAAUCCAUUUGAUGAACAGUUCAGAAGAGCUUCACUUUGAGGUCAACAGCACUCGGUUACAGAGGUCAUAGGAGGCAAUGCUGGAGAAAGCCUUAAUACACCAAGAGUUCUACCACCUGUUGAUUCAGAUGAAACAAUAUCCUCCACUUCACGUGAUGAUAUAUCAGGAACUUCCAAUGCUGCUACUUCCAUUAAUUCAACACGCAGUAUAACACCAUCUUGUGUGAAUCAGACUAGUUACACACAGCCUCAACCAUCCGCAAGAGUGGAAGAGAUAGAAGAAGAUCCUUUGAAAGUAGAGGAGAGUCCCCGUCGUUUGUCACUGAAUGUCACUUCAGCCUCAGAAGCUGGACAAAAUACUAGUUCAGUGAUAUCAACCCCAACUCCGGUGAUUACAGCUGGGUAUGUAGGUCCAUUAUUCUUAG
Molecule: messenger RNA, 1273 nt
Organism: Macrobrachium nipponense
Lineage: Eukaryota; Metazoa; Arthropoda; Malacostraca; Decapoda; Palaemonidae
Product: cyclic AMP-dependent transcription factor ATF-7-like
Exons: 7
Coding region: 616-888 (90 amino acids)
Source: RefSeq, a predicted model, not a curated record